UUUAAUAAGUCAUCAGAUUCAUCCACGGCAGUUACACCAGAGGCACCAAAGAUCAGCUCUAGGACAGAAAAAUUGGUAUGCACUUCAUUAUUAAAUUAUUUAUUAAUUGUUUGCGUCUUUUAAUUUUUUUUACUUUUGUUUAUGCCUUUUUUAAUUUCAUUUUUGUCGUUUCUGACAUUUAUUGGUUUAAAUCUAUACAUAAAUCUUAUUUGGAAGCUGUAGGAUUAAAAAGGUUUCAUCUGCAGAAAACUCUAUUUUCCUUUUGGGUCUAAAAGAUUUAGCCCUGUAGAUAAAUAUCGAAAUUCGACGGCGCGUAUGAUAAAUAAACUAAUAGUAAUAUAAAUUAACCUUUUACGAGCUGUAUCAAGAGAGCAUUUCCACAAAAGGAAACAAACUGUUAUUAAAUUAAGAUCAUGGGCUUAACUUCAGUAUGUAUUGUGAGAGCAUAAUUUCAGUCAUUUCCGCAAAAGGAAACAGAGGUGUUAUUAGAUUAAGAUCACGUGCUUAACAUCAGUUUUCUUCAUGGUAGGCUAAGGAUUUUGUUUCUACCUUAAACAAAGUAGAUGUCCAGCAAAAUAGCAGCUUGAAGGUUAGUUGAACAUUCUUCACUGACUCUCUCAGUAGUUUUGGAAGACAAAUAAAAAUAAGAGUGACCGUUUCAACACCUAUUCAUCUAUCUGUGAAUCCGCCACCGAUUCUUUCCUUAAUUUAUUCAUUCCCUUGCUUCCAUUCUCACUGUUAGGAGGCAGUCAAUUUGUUUCAAGACACUAUCGAAGAGUACAGGAGAAUUCACAACCUUGAAACGCAAGUGAAUUUAAAAAAAAGGGAGGAGCGUGUGAAAUCGAUAUCUGAAACUGCAAAGGCUUUUGAGGAUUUUGUUCUCAAGUAUGCGCAACAUCAUCUCAGUGAAUCAAUGCCACAAAUCUACAGGGUUUACGAAUCACUAGGUAUGUUAACCUUAGAUGUAUCUUUGUUUGUCUAAUCUAGGUAACAUUUCAUGAACACAAUCUAAUUUUUUUAUUGUUUUGUGAAUAGUUCUGCUUCACCAGAGAGCUUCACACGGAAAUAAUCAAGAUUUCUACCUCGUGGAACCACAAAAAGUCGAAUAUAUUAGAAUACCUUCAAGAAUCGUUGGAAGAAACGGUUGGUCUCAAUUUUGUUUCCCAGUCUCUAAUUCCAUGGCAUUUGUAUGGCAACUGCUUUGUUUCCAAAACACAAGCCACAGUUGCUGCACUAAUGUUUCAUCUCCACCUUUCCCUUUAUUUGUAAAAACCGUCAACGUUUACAUCAAUAACAAGGCACGCUUACCGAAAAAAAGGAUCUUUUUUUUUCGAUCGUACUUUCAUUAGAAACAUAUAUAACAGAUAGUUAUGGAUUUGCGGUCACUUUUGUCUACUUAAUAAUCGUUAACUUUUGUUUCACUGGAAUUGGUAAGUUUAAAAAAUUAAAGAUAAAUACUAAUCCGAGUUUUUCCUUUUUCUUCUAACUAAGGUUCAUUGCUAGUGGGUAUCAUAUACACAGAUCUACAUUCGCUCUUCAAACCAACUCGAAUCGACAACAAUACAAGGUACGAUAAUUGAACCAUUUGAUGCAAAUAUGAACUCCAAAUGAGUCAUUUCAAAGUAAAUUUACCCUCACAAUUACUUCGCACUUAGGAGCCUUAACUCAAAACUAAUAGCAGCGACGAUGGAUCCAAUGCCGAAACAAUUGGAACAGAAUGUCAUCAUGAGAUUCAGAAAUAUCAAGGUUUUUUUUUUAACUGUAUUUUAUUGUUAUUUUUCAAUCAAUAAUGGUUUUAUAUACGCGUAUAAAACAUUAUCUUUUCACUUCCAUAUGCUAUCUUUUUCAGGCUACUGAUACUAAAAGGCAGUGUGUGUUUUGGAAUGAAUUUAAUGAAGAGAGGUAACAGUCCAAAUGAAGUUUUAACUCCUUCCUUUAUAAACUUAAAAUUUAUCAAACCUGCUGAAAGUAAAUUUUUAACCCUAACUCUCAUUGGCUGACCAUCCUAGAGCGGAACAGAACAGGUUCGUUCUAUCGAAUAUUUAGCUCUUCUUCUGUUAAUCAGCAUUGAUCAUUCACCAUACCUUUUUCAGUCCAGACGGCUGGUCUGGGGAGGGCUGCCAUGUGGUAACGUCAGAGAGCGAUUCAGAAGAAACAGAGUGUAGUUGUAAUCAUUUGACUCACUUCGCGGUUUUACUCGAGUACGAUGGUACUCAAACGGUAAUGAUAAUGUGAAAACAUUUUUUGUUUGUUUGUUUGUUGCUAUGUUUUCGAUCUCAUAAUUUCAUAAUUCAAUUAACGAAACACUCGGCUACAUCUGUAACAAAGGCAAAGAACACCAGUAAUGACGCAUACUUUCAAAAUGUUUGGACAUCUUUUCAAGUCAUAACACUAAGAGAAUGAUGUUUAUCUGAUAACUACUUUGAAACAAGCUCUGCUUUGCAAAAUUAAGAACUAAACGAACUUAAUCUUUCAGUGAUCGAGUUCAAAGAGAGAGCUUCUCUCGUGUGUACUACGUUCAUGCAACUUUUAAAUAGUACUUUUUUCUUUUCUUUCAUUAUAAUUUUUUUAUUUGUUAUUGCUGUUUUUUGGUUUGUUUUUUCGUAUUCUAUUCACAUGCAAAGCAGAUAACAGGAACACAUCAAAAAACAUUGAACAUCCUUACGUACAUGGGCUUAGCUCUCUCCCUCAUUGGAAUAACAAUUACUGUGUUCUCCUACAUUUUCCUAAGGUAAGUCAAAAUACAGACAAGUGUAACACCACUUAAAUUAGGGGCUGUUUUUCAAUGUUUCCUAAUAAUUAUUUAGGUGAUAACUUAUUCCGUCGUUGAGCGCUUUUUCUUGUUACAGUGAUAUGCACCAACCUCUCUCUCAAAUAAGAGUGAGUCUGACUGGAUCUCUUGGAGCUGGGCAAGUCAUUUUUCUUGCUGGAAUUAACAAAUCAACAAUCACGGUUUGUGCUCUUUUAUACUUAACUAACCAAGCAUUUACUUACCCAUUAUAAUUUUUUGGUAAAAAAAAAUGAUCUUUUGCUUUACGAUGCUAAAUAUGAGAACAUUGAUGAAAAGAAUUCGUAAGAUCUGUUUGCUAAAGACGACAAUGCGCUAUUUAUGUGGUGCAAGACUUCUUUUUUUAGAAAUAAUAUGGCUGAUGGACUCAUGUCUGAUCUCCUCUUUCGUUCACUUCUUUACAUUCUAUCAUUGUUUUCAUCAUGAUCAUCAUCCAGUUGUUGUUUGGCCACAAUUCUAGAUAUUCUGCUACUUAUACAAUGGACGGCCUUGUCAAAUUUAGCGGGCUGAAACCACGAAUGCUUCAAAAUCGGCACAACUGUGUAACCACGCAGCAAUUUCAUAAUGCAACCAUUUUCAUAUUUGCUAGUCCUGAUGUGAUCUAUUACAUGAGAUCAAGAAAUUACCCAUCCUGGUUCCCUGACCUGCAGUUCUAUAACAAAAUAUAGCGAAGCACUUUCACGACUCUCCUAACGGGUGGCAAGCAUUCGGCGGGCACUCACUUUCAAUCAUGAUUUUCUCAUAAUCAGGACUUCCUGAAUUACUCGAUAUAGUGACAAACACGGAUGUUUAUUGCCAUUGCAGCACAAAGCUCUUAACUGCGUUUUUGUAUCGGCAAUUCUUUAGGCUACCUGUGUCGCUGUGGCGGCUCUGAUGCAAUACUUUUUUACGGCCGCUUUUUGUUGGAUGAUGGUGGAGGGAAUUUACCUUUACUUGUUUAUUGUGAAAGUUUACAACAUUAAAAACCGGAUGGCUAUCUAUCAUGCUUUUUCAUGGGGUAAGUUUCAGUAGCAAUACUCACAUCUCUGUGUUCAGUGUCUGCAGUUGUAUCUUGUCACAACUCCGAGUUACUUAUUGUUUUUCUCUUGCAGUUUUUCCUGCAGUAAUGGUCAUUUUUUCUUUGAGUAUCGCUGCAGGAAAAGACGGAAUCAAGAGCUUUGUCGACGAUGAACAGUUAAUGAGAAAUCUUUAUAGAUAUAAAAAACCCUGAAAUUCCUUUGCCAUUUUCUCUCCAAUUGUGGUUUUUUAUAAGACAUUUUCAUUUUUUUGAAUAGCUGCUGGAUGUCUUCUGCAAACAAUCUUAUUUGGAUUUUUGUUGCGUUUGUGAUAAUAGUUGAAGUGGUAAGUAAAACCAUAUUUGAUAAGGAGUGUUCUCUACUACAAUCAAUGGACUACAAUUUAUCAUCCUUGUUUUUCUACUGAGCACUAUUUACUAUGGGCUGUCAUUCUGCAAGUUUGUGUCCUAGUGUUUGCUUGUGUUCCUCUUUCUACCUAUCUGUAUCCCACCAAUUCGUUCGUUGUCAGUCAUUGAGAUGUUUUCAUUUUAAGCUGAACAUACUGAUUCUUGUGCGAGUCAUCAGAGAAAUGACCAAAAUGCAGCAAAAAAGGGGAACUAUUCAACACGUACGGUGAGCAACGUUGUUAACUAAGAAUAAUGUAUGUAGAUAGGAAUUAGAGAGAUGGUAAGUUUUGAGCUCGGUAAAGAAAUAAAGAAAGAUGUUUUUCGUUCUGUCACUCCACGGUAAGCGAGGUCUAUCAAAAUCAAAUUUCUAUUAAAACAUCUUUCUUUAAGCAUAAUGUAGUAUGCGAUUUUGAAUUCACUUAUUACACCAGGUAAUGUCUACUCUCGAGCAUAGUGGCUCACACGGCCGAGAUUUUAAAGGGAUUAUGUAGUAUUAAGUAAAUUGCUACUUUCCUUGAGUCAACUUUCCAUCUCAAGUAAGCUCUUAGCGUUUUCUCAGUUUUCUCUGACAGUUUGUCAAUACCCAGUUAUGCUCUUGGUUGGAGACAGCCACUUUGGAAGUUAACAAAACAAAUCACACAGCUAAGGCAUAAUGUGAAGAAACUACGUAUCUAGCUAAACACAGCGACCGGUUAAUAAAAUUGAUCUAGUUAAACAAGCUUUCUUAUAGGCUCAUUUCAUAUUUCCUUCCUACUUUCAGACUUGGGAUAAGGACAUGUGUUAUUUUGCUUCCUCUUCUGGGAUUCACUUGGUUGUUUGGCCUUUUGUCACCAGUGCAUAGAGCAUUCACCUACAUUUUUAUCAUCCUUAACUCUACUCAGGUUUGAAACCAUAUUGUAGCUAUGUUUGUUUAUGUUACAUUUUUAUUGGCACAAUUCAGACCAAGAAGAUCUCGUGUAUUGCUCAUACUUGUUUCUCUGACAUGAUUAACGAAUAUCGUUAUGUGUAUUAAACGCUCAUAUGGUAGAGAUAAUCAUCCAUUUGUUAUUAUUUUUGUUUGUUUGUUUUUUUCUGUUUUGUAAUGUUCUGUUGUUGUUGUUAUUUUUUUUUAUUGUUUUUUUUUUCCCUAAUGUCUCCUUGGCAUUUAGCCAUCACCCACCCCUGGCAAGAGAGAGAAAGUGUUAGGGACAACGGCUAGGGUUGGGCUUGAGCAAAACUUUCGCUAUUUACUGAAAAUUGUGCUUGUUAGUUUCUCAACCUUUUGAUCCCUUGCGGGUAAUAAUAAAUGUUUUUUAAGCAUAUCCCGAAGAGCACGAUCACAUAAAAAAUUUCAGCUUUUGAUCGGUGCGUUAUAUUCCCAAAUGAUGACAUAUAAUUUAAGGUUCGUUCUUCUUUGUUAGGGUUUCUUGAUUUUUCUUCUUCAUUGCGUUAGGAACAGUCAGGUGAGAUUUUCCAAGAAAUGA
Pocillopora meandrina is the source of this 5653-nucleotide messenger RNA. The record is from the annotation of a GenBank genome assembly. Lineage: Eukaryota; Metazoa; Cnidaria; Anthozoa; Scleractinia; Pocilloporidae.